UAGAUAUCUUCGGAGGCAGGCUGGGCACAUCGCCACUAUCCAUAACUUCCGAGUUCAAAAGCCUCUGCAAUGUCCGCCGCGGCGGCGCUUUCACCACGGCCGCCGCCAACUCCGACCGCGGCCGACUGCGACGACUCUCUGCAUUCCCUCCUCUCCUCCCUCUCCACCCCGUCCGCCGUCCGCCUCCUCCCCGUCCCCCUCCUCGCCUUCUCCCGCCUCCGCCGCCUCCUCCCACCCGCCGCCGCCGCCACCCACCUCCUCCUCCGCCCCAUCGCCUCCCUCCUCCAACACAACCGUUCCGACCUCCGUCUCGGCCUCCAGCUCCACGCGCUCUCCCUUUCCCUCGGCCUCUCGCAACACUCGCUCCUCCUUCCCCGCCUCCUCUCCCUCUACUCCCACCAUCCCUCCCUCCUCCCCUACGCCUCCACCCUCGCCGUCGGUUCCACGAGCCCGCAGCCCUACAAUUUCCUCAUCUCAGCCUGCCUCAGCCACGGCCUCCCGCGCCACGCGCUGGCCGCGUACCAGGAAAUGGCCGAGAACGCCGUGCUCCCGGACGCCUUCACUUAUCCCUCCGUCCUCCGCGCCUGCGCCGACUGUGGGGACCUUGCGUUUGGGAGGGCGGUGCACGUGCGCGCCGCGGACGCCGGGAUGGACGGGCAUCUGUUUUUCCAGAACGCGUUGGUGUCCAUGAACGCAAAAUGCGGGGACCUCGUCGCUGCCCGCAGGGUGUUCGAUGGAAUGGGUGAGAGGGAUGUGGUGUCCUGGAACUCUAUAAUAUCUGGCUACGCGGCCGCUGGGCAGUGGAGAGAGGCGGUGGAGCUUUUUCGCAGUAUGCGAGCCGAGGGUGCGGAUGUAAACUCGGUGACAUGGAACACGAUCGCUGGCGGUUUCAUUCAGAUGCAUGAUUAUAGAGCAGCAAUCGGGCUGAUUCGUGAGAUGGUGCAGGGCGGUGCAGGGGUUGAUUUUGUGACUUUGGUCAUUGGGUUGAAUGCAUGCUCACGGGCAGGAUGGUUGAGGCUUGGGAAGGAGAUACAUGGGUUGGCAGUCCGCAUGCACUGUAAUGGGAUUGAGAACGUAAGUAAUGCGGUGAUCACGAUGUAUGCCAGGUGCAAGGAUAUGGAGCGUUCUCUCAUGCUGUUUAGAAUGCUGAGGUGCCCGGGUCUGGUCACGUGGAAUACGAUGAUAGCUGGUUUUGCAUUGUCGGAUGAUGCGGAAGAGGCUUCUAGACUUUUCCGCGAAAUGGUAUGCAGCGAUGUGCAGCCUAAUUAUGUUACUGUUGUCACCUAUCUUGCACUCUGUGCCCGUGUUGCUAAUCUGCAACAUGGGCGGGAGCUUCACACCCACAUUAUUAAGCACGGGUUCAAAGGGUAUCGUUUGUUGUGGAACUCUCUUAUAGAUAUGUACUCCAAGUCUGGGAGGCUCUUGGUAGCGCAAAAUGUCUUUGAUACGAUGGAUGACCGUGACAUGAUAUCCUACACUUCAAUGAUAACAGGAUAUGGAAUGCAAGGAAAAGGAACAGUUGCCCUGCGGAUUUUCAACCAGAUGAUUGACAGUGGGAUCAUGCCAGAUGACAUAAUCAUGGUCACUGUACUCUCUGCAUGUAGCCACUCUGGGCUUGUGCCUGAAGGAGAAGAGCUUUUUGACAAGAUGGUCAGUUCAUAUGGUAUAAAGCCCCAGAUGGAGCACUAUUCUUGCAUGGUUGAUCUAUAUGCACGUGCUGGACUAUUGGAAAAGGCAGAGGAAAUGCUCAAUCAGACUCCCUUCCCUGCUACAUCCACAAUGUGGGCAGCAUUAGUUGGAGCUUGCCAUGAGAGAGGUAACAUAAUAAUUGGCGAAAGGUCAGCAAGGAGGCUCUUGGAGAUGAGGACAGAGAAUGCUGGGCACUAUGUUCUGAUUGCAAACAUGUAUGCGGCUGCAGGUUGCUGGAAUGAGCUAGCAACAGUCAGAAAACUGAUGCGAGACUUGGGUGUCACAAAAGCACCUGGUUUGGCAUGGGCCGAUCUUGGUAAUGGGUUCACUCCUUUUCUGGUUGGGGAUAGGUCGAACCCUCUAGCCCCGGAGAUCUACGAGGUUUUGGCUGAACUAUCUGAGCAGAUGAGGAAUAUAUUUAACUGUAAUGAUCUGGACAUAUUGUCUAUGGAGGAAUCAAUACAAUAAACUUGUAGUGAUAGGACAAGAAGGAGAGGUUCCAUCUUUGUGUGAAAUGGAGUUUAUUAAUGAACUCUGGAAUAGGGUUUUACUAUGAAGCAUCAAGAUAAAAGAAAAAAGUGUCCAUAACAAAGCAGCUAAAAAGUGCUAGAAGAUGAACCCUUCAACAUACACUAACAACCACAGGUUUCUAACCAAGACAUUGAUUGCCUUAAUUGGCCUUUGUAAAGCAGUGACCUUGAGUCUGCUAAAAAGAGUGUUACUUCUCAUGGCAAAUGACGUCUUAUUGGCUCAAUGCAAUUGCAGCCUUAUUGGCUCCCUUUUGUCAAUUGUGCAUCAUUAUUACUCUUGUCAGGCAACCUUAAUCAAUUUCAACCUUCCGUUUCCCAUAGCAAAAUGGUUUCUUCAGAUAUGGGAUAGAUUGGAGAGUGGACCAGUAUUGUUUCCAGGUGAUGACCUUAAUACAAGUCAGUUCCCUAGAUUUGGAUCAAGGUACAUGAUCCUUUUUGUUGGCUCAAACAA
Phragmites australis (common reed) is the source of this 2670-nucleotide messenger RNA. RefSeq names its product pentatricopeptide repeat-containing protein At1g71490-like. Gene Ontology annotation, biological process: RNA modification. The transcript is spliced from 2 exons. Bases 70 to 2157 code for a protein of 695 amino acids. Lineage: Eukaryota; Viridiplantae; Streptophyta; Magnoliopsida; Poales; Poaceae. The record is from RefSeq and is a predicted model, not a curated record. Gene Ontology annotation, molecular function: protein binding; RNA binding.